Myripristis murdjan (pinecone soldierfish) is the source of this 3296-nucleotide messenger RNA. RefSeq names its product Kruppel like factor 15 (gene klf15). Gene Ontology annotation, biological process: regulation of transcription by RNA polymerase II. Gene Ontology annotation, molecular function: DNA-binding transcription factor activity, RNA polymerase II-specific; RNA polymerase II cis-regulatory region sequence-specific DNA binding. The record is from RefSeq and is a predicted model, not a curated record. The transcript is spliced from 2 exons. NCBI's taxonomy places the organism in Eukaryota, Metazoa, Chordata, Actinopteri, Holocentriformes, Holocentridae. The coding region runs from base 1 to 1419 and encodes 472 amino acids.
AUGGUAGAUAACUUCUUAGCGAACGAGGAGACUUUCCUGCCUUACAGUGGCUCUCCGCCGGCCUACCGGCUGUCCGACAUGGUGACAGACUCAGGCUCCUACCAGGUGAUGCCGUCACCGUUUUCGGAGGAUGACCUGAGCGAGUCGUCCAGCCCUCGUUCGUGCUCCAGCCCGGACUCCCAGGUGCUCAGCUCCAGCUACGGCAGCAGCUCCAGCGCCGAGAGCCAGGACAGCAUCCUGGACUACUUGCUGUCCCAGACCUCUUUAGGAGGUGCCAACGGUGCCACAGCGGGGUCGAUGACCUCUAUGCCGCUUCCCUCUUUCCUAUGGGACUCACGGAGGGUUGUGCCCUCCAAACAGGAGCCUGUGAAGGAGGAAAAUUUGGACUUUCCUGUUUGGUCCAAUGUGGAGAUGGAGGAACCACUUGGAGCGUCCUUCCAGCCCACACUGGAGGAGAUCGAAGAAUUUCUGGAGGAGAACAUGGAGGUGGUGACCAUGAAGCAGGAGCACCAAGAGGGGUCCCUAGGGCUGGGCCUGGGGCUGGAUGAGGUGCUGGGUCUGGAGGUUGGCCUGGAGCUGAGCAGGGAGGCCUCCCCAGGGUCCAGGCUGGACCCAGAGGCCACACUCUCAGACCAAACUGUCCCCACCGCCAGUGCUGCCACCACUGAGACCAAAACCACACCAGUCAACCCCACACAUGAAUCAAGCACAGGGACACACACCGGGGCCAAGAAGCCAUCAGCCAACAAACCUGUAUCAACGGAGAGCGGAGCUAACGGUGGCAGUGGUGGGAUGCCGGUCAUCCUGCAGAUUCAGCCCAUUCAGAUCAAACAGGAGCCCACAGCGGCGCCUCUGACCCCGGUGGCCCAGCCCCCACAGCCUGUCCCUGCCUCAGACAUCAAAAUCGCGCAGCUACUAGUCAACAUCCAGGGUCAGACCUUUGCCCUGGUGCCCCAGAUCCUCCCUUCCCCCAACCUUAACAUGUCCUCUAAGUUUGUACGCAUUGCACCAGUCCCCAUUGCAGCCAAGCCACUUGGGCUUGGAGACGGCUCGGCCAACCAAGGAUCAGGGAUUCUUGUCGGAGGUCAGAAGUUCCAGAAGAACCCGGUGGCGGACCUUAUAAAAAUGCACAAAUGCACUUUUCCAGGCUGCACCAAGAUGUACACCAAGAGCAGCCACCUGAAGGCCCACCUGAGGAGGCACACGGGGGAGAAACCGUUCGCCUGCAACUGGCCCGGCUGUGGGUGGAGGUUUUCCCGGUCGGACGAGCUGUCGCGACACCGGCGGUCCCACUCGGGGGUCAAGCCCUACCAGUGCCCCGUCUGCGAGAAGAAGUUCGCCCGCAGCGACCACCUGUCAAAACACAUCAAAGUCCACCGCUUUCCACGGAGCAGCCGGACAGUCCGCGCCGCAAACUGAGACCCCGCUGGGAUCGCCGGGAUCGCUCUCACACGGACGAAGGCCCCCCAGGAGGAGGGUGUGUGUGCGCCGCUGUGAAUGUCUGUGUGUGUGUGUGUGUGUGUGUGUGUGCGUUGGGAUGUUUGUGCGAUCGUGAGUCAGCGUGACUGCGUGGGUGGGAGCGCGCCUUGCUUUUUCACAAAGUGUGUGAUGAUGACGUUCUAAUUUAUUGUACAAAGGUAAACCAACGAGUUACCAUCGUCUGUGUCGUUGCUGAAGUCCGUUGCUGUUGGUGCUUUUGUACGUCCGUCUCCUCUGUACGUUUGUCUCUCACUUCUGUCUUUAUCUCCACGCCUCGGCCGGCGGGAGACGAAACAGACUGAUUUUUUUCUUCGAAUCUGGAUGAUGUGAUCGUCUUCUCAGCGUCUCUGUUUCAACCCGGAUAAGAACAACUGCCUUUUAUCUUCCUGAAAGCUGCCAAUGUCUCGGACAUUCCUCAUCUUAUGCAAUGUUUAGGAAGUGGGAGCGAGGUUCCUCCUGAAGCUUUGCCCUCGUUUUUUGCUGCCUUGCACCACGGCUCGUUUUGACAGAAAGGUCGAGGAGCGCCUUUUGGUCAUCCAACUCGGUGUGGAUGCACAGGUGGAGGAAAGUGCCGCAGUGUGUGGACCUGAACUACUGAUCGCGUGACCGAGGAAGGAAAAUGUCGCUAUAAGCUAUUGGGGCUCCUCUCACAUUUUAGAGCAACCCUCUACACCUGCUAAGAUGUAAGGGGUGGGGGUUUGGGGGUGGGGGCGAAAUCGAGCAACACAAGAAAUGCAAAAAUGGAUACACAACUAAAAAGUGAAGCGCACAGUAAUGAUUGUGAAACGGGCCUUCUGAUCAGUGUUAAGUGUUCUUGUAGAUGUUAUUUUAUUCAGCUUUUUAUCGAGACGUCGCGUACCUUGUCGGUCUUCUCUUCUUAUCGCUUCUCUGGCCUUACUGCACCACAAAAUCCUUACUGGAGAGCCAAAUGGUUUCAGAAAUCAUGCUUUUCGGUGAUGUAUUUUCUUUUUUUUUUUUUUUUUUUUUUUUUUUUUUGACGGGGAUGGGGGUGUUGAGUGACGGCUUCGAGCCUGAAUAAUCAAAAAAGGUGUCAUAAUACAGCCCAUGUCAAUCAGUGCAUAGCCAUGAAACUGAAUGUCUCAGUUUGCUACUACUAUUAUUAUGAUGAUGAUGAUGAUGAUGAUGAUGAUGAUGAUGAUGUUUAACUAUUAUUUUGCUGUUGACUUGACACAAAAUCUGCCUCAGCUGCAUUUUAUCUGUUACUGGAAUACCCCGACAGGCCUUGGCCCUCAACUGGAGGUAUUGUUUGUGUUGAGGUGACACAAGUGGACUCGCACUACACACACACACGCACACACACACACCCAUGGUGCUGAACAACCAGGAGAAUGAGCUUCUGGGAAAUGUAGUCAACAACAUCCCUUUUGAGGCCACGACACCGCUGUUUUGUCAUUUUUAUUUUUACUUUUAUUUUUUUUUUAAAUGUCCUAUUUGCUCUUGAACAUUAUUUGCUAUGUACAUCACACCCUGCCGUGAAAAUGUAGGGGUGUGACAGUGCCGUCCAUGCAUAAUUCAUGUAUGUCAAGCAAGGAAAAACAAACAAACAAACAAAACAAAACAAAACAAAACAAAAAAAAAGCAGGGGUACACACUAUUGUACAUCAUUCCUUUCAUUCAAUUUUUGAAUUUUUCAAUGCUUGUUUGAACACAGGUGUUUUAUCGCAUCCUAUGAAUGUAUGUAAAUAUGCAGGAGUGUACAUAUAGCUGCAUCCACAGGAAACACACAGAAGACUAUUCUGAUACCAUAUCUUGAAAAAAAAAAAAAAAAAAAGUCAAGUGGUUGUGAAGAUUUCUAG